AUGGUGGUAACGGAGAGCGAACUGGCUGACUCCAGUCGGAGUCUCCUUGCUGAGCACAGCGCUCCAGGAACAUCAAGCAGUUCUUCCGAAGAUACACACAACUUCGACAGUGCUUCUACCAAUCGCGCUACAUCUUGUCCAAAGACAUCUGUGCACACUCUGGACGAAGAAAUGUUUGCUGCGUGCAAUCUGGACCACCAGGGGCUUUGUUUGACGGGAAUAGAACCUGUGGACACGCCACCCUCUCUGGAAUCGGACCUUUCCCCCACUUUUUCUUUUGUGACUGAAAGGACUCCAGAAUAUUCACAUCAGGACAAUCGAAGGAUUCGGUCUGAUGAUUUUCCAACGGAAACAGACGCACCCAGCUGUCCAAUCCAAAUCUCUCAUUCGGUGACAGACAGCGGCGUAGAGUGUACAGCGGGACAGAAGUUUGCCCCGUUUUGCGGUUGUGCUGAGGAUCCGGAGAACCAAGCAUGUUGGAAGACCGACGACGGUAUGGAUAACUCCCUCGAAUGGCUGGGCGCUAAUACGGGAAAAACUAGGUUGUCCGUCUCUUCAACAGGAGAUGCAUUUAGACCUCAAGAGUUCCCAAUGGGGAUACCAUCGGCAGAGCCGUUCGUCUGCCGACUACCUCCUGAGGAACCUGAUAACUCAAGUGGCAAAAAGCAAGUUGCAAUGCCAGAUCUCUGCGGUAUCGAAGAAUGCAAAGCCGUCUCGUCCGAAGAUGAGUCAAUUGUGGUUAUCUCGAGUGAUAUGGAUAGCGGAGACGACGCCUUUGAGGAGCUCUUCGUAGACCGCGAAGAAAACAGGGACUCCUUCGACGGUAUUACAGGAGACGAAGAUUAUGGAGUCAUUUCCAGGACAGAAUCACAAGACCCUAGCGCUGUCAGCGAAGGAGAGAGCGUCGACCCUGAGUAUCUAGACGAAGAAAACGCCGGUUCAGAUGCUCGAACGUAUUCACUUCAUCUUCCUCUUUCUUCUCCACAACAUUCGCCGGAUGACUUGCGGCCCCUCAGCAACUUAGGUUGUGGAAAACGCAUUCUGGAUUUCGAGCGCCGUCCUCUUCUACCUCAUCCACCUGAUACGGUGCCCUCUUCUGAAGGAGGCCUUUCGUCUCCAGUUUCCAGGUGUCCGGUUGGCCCUGUCAUGCCUCCCUCUGACAAUUACGCAGAGGCUCUGUCUAUUUGGUUCUUUCCCACUGAAUUUGACUCGCUGUUUCCUGGUGCCAAGGACCCGCAGAAAACUGUCGAAUCACAGGUAGAACCCGCUCUUGGUUCUUUAUUCAUGCGAACUUCCUGUGUAUUGACGACGCAACCCAAGGAGUCUUCCCGCACGAUGAUGCAAUUCACAAGUGAAGAAUCUCCCGUGUGCCAGACAGCGGGAGAGUUAUUCGAGAACGAAACAGAACAGACAGCAGAACCAAGAGCAGACCCCGGGGCGUGCUUCGAGCGACUGCCUUCUCCCUGCUCUCCGCAUGCAGGGAAUGAAAAGGAGAGAGAUCCUGGAUGCCUGAGUGAACAAUACAGCUUUUCUAGCGAGGUACCAGAGGUGUGUAUGUGCUCUUCCGAUGCCCCAUCUUCCCUCUUUGAGGCCGCGAUAUGUGACGAAAUGACAGCACUACUAGCUGGUGCAUCACGACAAACUAGCAGUUGCCAUGCUAGUCUGCCUGAUUCACCUCUUCAACCUCUGUCGCUGACUGAUGGAAAAGUGAUCCGUGAGUCCAAGCAGGCUCAGAGUUUCGACAACACAGAAAUCGUAUGUGGAUAUUCUCCACGCUACUCUGCCUUGCCAACUAACGCUCAGGAAGAUGAAACGUGUCAAGCGAGACUUUCAAACGAAGGCAUCGCCGAGUUAACCGAGGUCGGGCCGGGCCAUGGCAAUCUUCCAGUGAAGCGCGAAGGGAGACAAGGAAAGGGACAACGACGGACAGAAGCGUCCUCAGGGCUGAUUGAUUGUUCCUCAUGUACACAACCCAGUUUCAUCAGCGCGGAAAAGCAAUCAAAAAACGCAGACGACGGAACCAGCUUCCAUUCCGGGCAGUGGAAGACAUCCGAAGGGGUGGGACAUGGAGAGGCUGUAGCGGAAAGAGAAGAGUUGGAGUUGGGAGCGGAAGGAGAGGAGACCGUUAACGUGGCAGAGGAAGAGAACGACAUACCGCAGGACGGGGAAUGUUUUUACAUGCCUGCUGGUGAAGGACGGGAACAGCCGAGUUAUCGCGAAGAGGAACCAACAUCAGGAGACUACCCUCAGCAGCGAGAAGCGGAAGAGGAAGAGAUCGUGCCAGACAAAGAGCACAUAGGAUCGGCAGAGGAGCAGCAAGGCGGACGCGUUUUUGUGGACGACGAGGGGGCAGGGCUGCGAGAAGGAGAAAAACUGCAUUGCCAUAAUCCGAUGAAAGGAGUAAAAGAAACACGACGAGGAAGGAAGAGGAAUUCAAAGCAGUGCGGGAAGAAAAAGCGAUAUCAAAGAGGAGCGGAACAGCGCGAGCAGUCUUUUCGCACUUGUGAGACUGAGGAAGUUCUUGAAGAUGACCUGGCAGAUCAGGCUGGAGCGCGGCAUGGCAACGGGGUCUCGGAGGCAGCACACAGGACAGCCGAUGGACAGCAGAAUUCUUCGAGGCCAGGAUGUCACAGCCAACAAGAAACUGAAUGUGCUGAGGAGUCGAAGAACGCUGAGGAGGGUGGAUCAGACAGUUUCAUCGAUGAAGACAGACACGCAGGGUCCCCUGACGGACGACAGCUACAGCCCGAGUUUCUACAGGGUCAUGAUGAAGAGAAGUCCUCUAGCAGCAGCGAGAGAAAACAAAGGGCGAGGGAGGCUAUGUUGCUAACAAUUGGACAGGUGCAAUCUCGGGAAAAGCACACGAGGAGAUUGGCACACACUGCUUUGCGUACACCUGUGGCUUCAAACCGACGUACGCAGUCGCCACAGUCGAUGGCAACCGACACUGAGAGCAAGUCGAAUGUUCAAAGAGACGUUCGUGAGGUAUCUGUGCCUUCCCUUUCGCCGCAUUUUCGCGGUGUUGGGCAAACGGACGAUGAAGGCCAAAUGUGGACGGAUAACGAGACAAACGUGCCAGAUCGAGACCCCGAGGGUUUCAGGGAGACGCGUAAAGCAUGUGCCUUCGUAGGAAGUGAAUCUGCGUACACAUCACCACGUGCCUCUUCUUUGGUUCCAGAUGAAGGCAGUAUCGGGCAUCUGAUCAGUCAACGUCCUUCGUUGGCCGCACAAGACAACCCCCGAAAGUGUAGCAUUUCAGACGCCGUUAACAGAAAAAGAUUUCAGGACGUGAUGACUGUUCCCUGCUCUUCCGGACGACAGAAAAGUAGAAAAAAACGAGGUACGGCCGAACGUGGACAUACAACCAAGUGCGCAGAGGCGAAACAGAGCGAUGAUACCAAAGAUGUCACCAUCGCGGAGCAAAGGCAAGAAGGAAGAGGAAGGACGGAAAACAACACGUUUUGGCGAGAAGAUGCAGGUGGCGAAAAAGAACCAUGGAAAACCAGCGGAGAAGAGCAAGGGCAAAAAGCCUCCUACAUACAUCUUGACUGUGCCGAACAACACAUGGAAGGACAGUUAGAUGAACAAGAGGAAGAAGAAAGGACCACACUUCGGUGCGUGUGCAGUGAAGAGGUCGGAGUGGAGAAAAAGAAUUGUCUGGAUCUGGACUCUUCGAAGGGGGAGGCAGCCGGAAACGAACGUACCCGGUGUUGGGCACGGUGGCCAGAGGACGAAGAGGAAGAUGACAACAUUUGGCGAGAGAAGGAAGAAAUGGAAGAGGAGCACAAGACAGAAAAGGCGACAAACGAGUCAGUCGAUAGAGUCUUUGUUCACCCCACUUCUGAGAGGGUGAAGGAUACUGGAGGCCCACACGGAGCUGGCGUGACUCACCAGAGGGCUUCCGGGCCUCUCCUCGUAUUAGCACAGCAGAAGGGCGCACCGCCCGCGCACGAAGGAAGAGAGACUGCGGUGAGGGGGAGGCAAGACGAAAGAGCGGAAACCGACAACAGAGAGGAAUGGCAGAGGCUCUUGCCUCUUUCAAGCCACAGGUCCGCCGACGGGAACAGUUUUUCUUCGCUCGCUAAAGGAAUCAUGAGAAGCGACGAGCGCUGGAGUGGCACGAAGACACUCUUCAGAAAAAGCGUCACCGGUGACGGAAACAGAACUAGAGAUGCAGAAAAGAGAACGUUUUUUCAUUCAAUGGAAACAGACCCCAGAAGUGCUUCAGCGCCCCCUGGCCGACCGUGUACCUACUCAGGGGGCAACGGUAUCUAUUCACCAGAAAGAACUGCGGAUUCUCGCUUCGCAGAGGACAGCCCGCGAGAGCGUUUCAAAGUUGACGUUGAGUUAAACCAGGACAGCAAGGGGUUGACCUAUUUUGCCAAAUCUCCUCGUUCUCCCAGCGGGAACGAGAAUGACAUAAACGGCUCGCAUGAUUCAGCUUCGCUCUCCGUAACUCCACAAACGGCUACAGUCCCGCAGCUCAAAACAGGAACGGGAAAAAACAGGUGUCAUGUCAUCACAAAGCAGGAAAAGAGCCAGAGGCGAAACGAAGACGGGGGCGAGACGCGGAAGCAGGGAAAAAGAGAGGCGAUGCUUAAAGGGGAAGAUGCUGCAGGUGUGAAUCAAUGUGCUGCAGGUGCAGUGGUACCAGCGGCUGCGCUAGCCUUCCCCGAGGGUGCCAAAAGAGGCAAAGAAACCAACGGACACUGUAUAAAUCUUUCUUCCUCUCUCUCCUGUUCCCCUCUUCCAUGUCCCUCUCCGUCUACACACCUCGGUAGAGACGGCGUGCCCGGGAAGGCCAUCGAAGAGAGCAGGGACGGGGGCGAGAAAGAGACGGGAGAGGCCCGACACGAGAAAGAAGAACACAGAGACAAAAGCACCUUGGAGACACAACAGGAGAAAGAAGAGACGGAAGUCAAAGUGCAAGAAACUGUAGUUACGGCGGCAGCACAUGAUGAGGCAGCAGGCCUAAGCGCAAGGAAAGAAGAACAGGAGGAGGACAGGGAAGAAGAGAUAAAUGCGGAUCCAUGCUUGGAUGAAGACGUUCCGCUUCUGUCGAUUCUUCUUCCCAAGGGCGGGAAAAGGAGUGGGGCACAGAAAGCAAAACGCGAUGGAAAAGGAGGAAAGCUUAGUGCCCUACUUAGAGGAUCCAGAAGAAAAGAAAACGCAAGGGGUAAGGCGAAGCAUUCGUUGACACGUGUUUUGUCCUCAGGUGUCGAAGGUACUUUACAGGUCCAUUCCGAGAGUAUGUUACCAAAGACAGAACAGGAGGAACCAGAAAGAGAGAAGGGAGACGACGGGGAAGAAGGUGAUAACGAGAACACAGGAUAUGCGGAGGGGAGAGGAGAGACACCCCCACAAGACGAAAAAGGGGGACGCUUGGAAGGAAAACAUCGAUAUAUCGCUGAAGUUAUGCCACCGCCUGAUAUAGAUGCGGGGGAGGUAGAUACGAAAGUGAGGAAUCUGGGCGACCAUGAAAUGGAGUCGGUCAAUGAAAGAGAAAAGGAGGAACCGAACAGGGAGGCCGAGAGAGAUGUAGCACAUGGAAGCGAAUCAACUAUCGAAUACGCACACGAAACACCCGUACAGCACGGAUCUAGUGCCGAUGCGAAGCAAGAGUGUUGGGGCGAGGCAGCGAAAGACAGCCAAAAUCUCAACACCACAGACCUGCGGAAGACAGGAAGUGUCCAGGCCCUCUUGGGCGGUGAAGUCGAAGCCAAGAACGCCCCGAUGACAACAGCUGUGGAGCGUAGUGAUUUCGAGGCUAAGGCGCUGGCAAUGGCCACCAUGCACCAGACGAGGCUGGCAGGCGAGAAGGCUGAUCACGGCGAAAAGGCAGAAGACCGAUACAGAAGAAAGCGAGAGGAUAUAAGCGGGAAUGACGAAGACAACAAAGAAAAGGAGACGGAAACGAUAAACAUGGAGCGCGAUGGAGCCGAAACCACGGGUGAGAAAACCGAGGGAACAGAGACGGUGGGGAAAGUGGAACACCAGACAACGAGAGUUCAUCCUGAACAGGAGAAACGAAGGCGAGGCCAACGCAGACGUGAGCAACAGGAGGAGAGAAGACAGAGGAAGCGAAUACAGCUACAGGAAGAGAGACUGAAGAAAGAGGAAGAGGAAAGAAAAGCAAAGGAGAUGGAGGGGCAGAGAAGGCAACAGGGCGUAUGUGAGCGCCUAGUUGAAGAAGCUCCUCUCAAGAAGGCAGAGGACCAUCUCGGCAAACAGUUCCAAAGAGACCAACAGAGGACAAGGACGGACCAAAGCCUUUCGGAACACCAAAGCUCCAAGUCGAUCCGAGACGCACUAUGUAAUUUAGAACCCGUGCCUGCUGUAUCGUCUUUACGUCGAUCCUCAGUUCCAUCUUCGUCGCUUCAGACAGGUUUCCCUUCUUCAGUCUGCGGGGCUCGGCCGUCCUCGUUUGGACGAGAGCAGAAGAACAACUGCGGGAAGAAGAGACAGACGUGUUGCCACCGCAAGAGUCCUCAUCUGUCGUCGCCUUCCUCGCGUUUUCCGCGGCAGCCACGGGAGGGGUUGCGGGCUUCGGGAGGAGAAACGAGAGGUUCGCUUGUAGCGUAUGGCGAAAGCAGAGGGAGGCUUCACCAACUGUCAAAAUGGACGGUGUGGGCCGUUCUCCUUCUGGCGUGGACGUGGUGGCGUCCGGCGUCGGUGCCGAACUAG
This is a messenger RNA of Neospora caninum, 6684 nucleotides long. RefSeq lists its product as hypothetical. The transcript has a single exon. The coding region runs from base 1 to 6684 and encodes 2227 amino acids. The record is from RefSeq and is a predicted model, not a curated record. NCBI's taxonomy places the organism in Eukaryota, Apicomplexa, Conoidasida, Eucoccidiorida, Sarcocystidae.